GCAUCUUCACCUUGGGGAAUUAGUUCAGUUCACCUGUCUUGCUGGUUUCGGUCUUGGUCCUCUUCUCAUCACUCCUCUCUGCCGUCGCUCUUCAAUUCCCUCAACCUCCAAACAUGGCCGCCGCUACCAGCGCUGCUUCGGCUCAGCAGCCCACCGUCUUCCCCCACAGCCACGUCGGUUUCGACAGUAUCACCUCCCAGAUUGAGCGGAAGCUGUUGAAGCGUGGUUUCCAGUUCAAUGUUAUGUGUGUUGGACAAACUGGCCUGGGUAAAUCGACUCUGGUCAACACCAUCUUCGCAUCCCACCUGAUCGACUCCAAGGGUCGUCUUACCCCCAACGAGCCCGUGCGCUCCACCACCGAGAUUCAGACCGUUUCGCAUAUCAUUGAGGAGAACGGUGUCCGCCUACGCCUGAACAUUGUCGACACACCUGGCUACGGUGACCAGGUCAACAACGACCGCUGCUGGGACCCGAUCGUCAAGUAUAUCAAGGAUCAGCACUCCGCAUACCUUCGCAAGGAGCUCACUGCUCAGCGUGAGCGCUACAUUCAAGAUACCCGUAUCCACUGCUGCUUGUUCUUCAUUCAGCCCUCCGGCCAUGCUCUCAAGCCUAUCGAUAUCGUUGUCCUGAAGAAGCUGUCCGACGUCGUUAAUGUCGUUCCCGUCAUCGCCAAGGCCGACUCUCUCACUCUCGAAGAGCGCCAGGCUUUCAAGGAGCGUAUCAAGGAGGAGUUCGCUUUCCACAACCUGAAGAUGUACCCCUACGAUAACGACGAGCUGGACGACGAGGAGCGUGCCAUCAACGCUCAGAUUAAGGACAUCAUUCCCUUCUCCGUCGUCGGCAGUGAGAAGACCAUCGUUGUCAACGGCAAGCAGGUUCGCGGCCGCCAGAACCGCUGGGGUGUCAUCAACGUCGAGGACGAGAACCACUGCGAGUUCGUUUACCUGCGCAACUUCCUGACCCGCACCCACCUGCAGGAUCUGGUCGAGACCACAAGCCAGAUCCACUACGAGACCUUCCGUGCCAAGCAGCUGUUGGCCCUGAAGGAGAGCAGCGCUGCCGGUGGCCACUCUGGUGGCAGCCGGCCCAUCAGCCCCUCUGCGGACCGCGAGCUCAGCCGCAACUCCCAACGGGCGGCCAUGAACGGCUACUAAUCUCCUUCUUCCUCCCUCUCUUUGGAUGGUGUUGCGGUCGUCUAUGUUUUGGUGGAGUGAGUGCUUCCUGAUACACAUUCGACGGUAGCAAACGGACCUCCUCUCUCCCUCCACGGGCAAGGCUCUCAUUUUCCCCUUCUCCGAAAAUUUACUGUCCUUUCGGCGCCAGCAGGCCCUUGCAGAUAUCCCCUUUCUUUUUCCUUGUGCGUCUCUCCGUUUUUCGUCCUCAACAUUUUUUUGUAUCACCUCGAAGAACUCGAAAUACUCGAAAUGCUUCGAUUUCCAUCGGGCACCUUUUUCGUCUCUUUAUUCUCUAGGAUUUUGUAUUGCCGGGAAAAAGAGUCUGGCA
Messenger RNA from Penicillium brasilianum, 1503 nucleotides. The record is from the annotation of a GenBank genome assembly. Lineage: Eukaryota; Fungi; Ascomycota; Eurotiomycetes; Eurotiales; Aspergillaceae.